Molecule: messenger RNA, 4555 nt
Organism: Myxocyprinus asiaticus (Chinese sucker)
Lineage: Eukaryota; Metazoa; Chordata; Actinopteri; Cypriniformes; Catostomidae
Gene: ercc5
Product: excision repair cross-complementation group 5
Exons: 16
Coding region: 112-3336 (1074 amino acids)
Biological process (GO): nucleotide-excision repair
Cellular component (GO): nucleus
Molecular function (GO): single-stranded DNA binding; DNA endonuclease activity
Source: RefSeq, a predicted model, not a curated record
GUUAUUAUGUGUCCACACUGCCACCGGGUGUUGUGAGUGUGAUGUGUGUUAUUAUAUCAUCAUUUAAACUUAUUUUGGUAUUUAAACAUAUCAGGUGUGUGAGCAGGUAAGAUGGGAGUUCAUGGCUUGUGGAAGCUCUUGGAAAGCACCGGAAAACCCGUCAACCCUGAGACACUGGAGGGGAAGAUCUUAGCUGUCGAUAUCAGCAUCUGGUUGAAUCAGGCGGUUAAAGGUGUGCGGGAUCAUGAUGGUAAUAACGUUCAGAACGCUCAUCUGCUCACACUCUUCCAUCGGCUCUGUAAGCUGCUGUUCUUCAGGAUCAAACCCGUGUUUGUGUAUGAUGGAGACGCGCCGCUGCUCAAGAAACAAACGCUGGCGAUCAGGAGACAGCGCAGGGAGGAAAUGACACGUGAAUCCAAACUAACCAAUGAAAAACUGCUCAGGACGUUUCUGAAGAGACAAGCCAUCAAAGCUGCUCUAGGUGAUCAAAGUCAAGAGGUGAUUCCCAGCCUGUCGUCUGUCAGAUGUGAUGAUGUUGAUGACAUGUAUGUUCUGCCGACUCUUCCUCCUGACGAAGAGAAAGAGCAGAGCAGUUCAGAUGAAGAGACGGAGAGAGAUGAAUCUAUGCAGAACUACAGCACAUAUCAGGAAGAGAUGUAUGAAAACCCAAACUCUGUUGACAUUAAUUCAGAGGAGUUUUCACUCAUGCCACCAGAAAUCAAACAUGAAAUCCUGAAAGAAAUGAAAGAGUUUAACAAAAGACGACGCACACUGUACCACAAACCACCAGAGCGGUCAGGUGAGUUCUCUCAGUAUCAGUUAGCUGGUUUACUGCAGAGAAACAAACUAAACCAGCGUCUGGAGGGAGUGGAGAAGGAAAUGAAUCAUCGCAGCUCUGGAGGGGCGGAGCAACAGUACGGCGAGAGUAAAGAUCAUGACGUGGAGGUCAGACGGCUCGUGUCAGAGGACUCGUCACAUUACAUACUCAUUAAAGGGUCCCAAAAGGCCGCUAAGACUCCAGACAGUCGGCCGUCACCAGCGCUGUGGUCCAGCUGUCCAUGGGAAAGAAAAGGAAGACCUGCAGGAAAACCUGAACCACUGUGGCAGCCAAUCACAGAAGAUGACGAGAACAAGCCUUCCUCCUCCUCUUCAUCAGCACCUAAACAGACGUGUGUUCAGGAGGAGGAAGCACCACCCUCCCCUCGCACCCUACACGCCAUACAGAGUGCCAUGAUGGACACUAGCUCUGAUGAAGAUGAUGAAGCAAUCACUUUGAGAGCUGCACAUGAUGGAGGCAGAACAACAGGAACUGAAGAUAAAGAUGGAAGUGUUUCAAUUCGAACUCUACACGCCAUCAAGGAUGAUUCAACAGCCACCGAUCUCCACAAAAACAGGAAACACAUCAUCAUGAUCAGCUCAGAUGAAGAUGAGGGUGAGCAGACAGUUGUAAUUAAUGAUAAUGAGCAGCUGACCAGAGACAGAGGUGUUUCUCCCAGGACUUUACUGGCCAUUCAAGAAGCUCUGGGCUCUAAAACGGUAAUGAGAAGCUCUGAGCGAGAAGAAUCAGAGGAGGUUCUUGGAAUCAGAAGCGCCGCUGCUGUCCGGAUGGACGGAUCUGAUCUGAUUCCAGGUGUUUCCUUACAGGCAGGUUCUUUAAAGUCAGAUGAAGAAACAGAAUCAAAACAUCAGUCCAGUACACCUCUUCUUUAUGUUUCUAAACCCAAAAGUCCAGAAGACACACGCGUGUCAGAAGGCGAUGUUCUUCUGAGCUCUUCCUCUGAUCAUAAACAUGUGAAAACGGAUGAAGACGAUCACAUAGAAGAAAAAAACUGUGAGAAUGUUGUGAAGAGUAAUGAUGAUGUGGACAGCAGCUCUGAAGAGAGUUUUAUAGAUGUGUCUGAUGCUGAGGAACCAUCUGAAACUGAGGAAGAACCAGUUAAUAAAAUCACAUCAGUUGACGUGAAUAAGAAAGAAAAGGAGGAAGACAUGAAAGAGUCCAGCGAUCAAAGCUCAGAUGUAGAUAAUAGUGUAAACAAUGAGUCAAAAACUGAACCAUCUCAAGAAUCAACAGCUGCUGCUGUGAGCGAGUGGGAACACAUUGAUAUGGAGGAGCUGGUGCAUUUAGAGAGAGAUCUACAGGAUGAACAGAUCAGUCUGAGAGAGCAACAACAACAACAGGAACGCCACAGCAGCACCGUUACUGGACAGAUGUGUCAAGAGAGCCAGGAGCUGUUGCGUUUGUUUGGCGUACCUUUUAUAGUGGCACCGAUGGAGGCUGAAGCUCAGUGUGCGGCUCUGGACCGCUCGGAUCAUACGCACGGCACCAUCACUGACGACAGCGACAUCUGGCUCUUUGGUGGCCGUCAUGUCUACAAGAACUUCUUCAACCAGAACAAAUACGUGGAGCAUUUCCAGUCUGUGGACAUGCAAAACCAACUGGGUUUAGACAGGACUAAGAUGAUCAAUCUUGCGUAUCUGCUGGGCAGCGACUACACUGAAGGCAUUCCAGGGGUGGGAUACGUCACCGGAAUGGAGAUACUCAACGAGUUUCCUGGUGCUGGAUUAGAACCACUCAUGCAGUUCAGUGAGUGGUGGACUAAAGCUCAGGAGAAUAAGAAACUAGCUGUUAAUCCCAAAGACACAAAAGUGAAGAAGAAACUGAGAAAUGUACAGCUUCAUCCUGGUUUUCCAAACCCUGUCGUGGCUCAAGCGUACCUGCAACCCACCGUUGACCAAUCAGAUGCCUCGUUCAGCUGGGGCCACCCACACCUGGAGCUCAUUAAGGAGUUCUGUCAGAGUCGUUUUGGUUGGAACAGUAGAAAGACGGAAGAGACGUUACGGCCCGUCCUAAAACAGCUUAAUACCCAACAGACGCAGCUUCGCAUUGAUUCAUUCUUCCAUUUGGAGCAGCAGGAGCGGCAGUUGAUCCGUAGUCAGCGUCUGCGCAGAGCGGUAACCUGUCUCAAGAGAAAAGAACGAGAGGAGGAUGAUGAGGAUGAUGAAGAGACUUCUCCAGCUAAACAGGGAAAGAGUGCGGCCUCCAAUAUGUGCCGGGGUGGAGAUGAGGCCCCUGGUGCUGCGGGGCCCUUAGCAGGAGGAUUUCUAGGAUCAGCGGUGCAUGUAAACACCCCCACAGACCUGCAGGAGGGCAGAGUUACUCAUGACAGGAUGCUGAUGUCAUCGGGGGCGGAGUCAAGCAGCUCCAGCUCAGAGGAUGAGGCGGAACGUGGGCGAGGUGUCGUUAUGGUUACAGCGCGAUCCGUGUUUGAGGGGACAACGAGAGGAAGACGAACAGGGCGAGGAGGAAGAGGGAGAGGAAAGAGCAAAAACGAAUGACAACAAACAUAUUUACUCAUAAAUAAUGUGGAUUUACAGAACAAGAGAUACUAGUUUGUUGUGGAUGAGAAUUUAAAAAUGUUAAGAGUAAUGAAGAAACUAAGUGUCUUGUGUUUUUCAAAGCAAAGAAUUUCUAAAUGACUAACUACGGUGCUGUACAAUUAAGAUCCAGCAUAAUGGACCCUUUUCAUAUUUCUGGGUUUGGAACGCAUAAGGGUGAUAUUUGUGUCAACUCAACCAGAGGACCCCGGCUAAAAAUUUUGUUUUUGAGAAGUGUGAUUACUGGUGAAAAAUGAACAUAAAUGACAAUGAAAGCCAAAAUAUUAAAUGCCAUGGAUCAAUAUUUACCGAGUAAUCCAUUAUUUUGUAGAGGGGGGUCAAAAUGCUAAUUUUCCCCUAUUACAACUCAAACUACAGCUAAAAAAAAAUAACCUUGGAAAGGUGUCAGUGUCAUUAUUUUAUUUUUACACAGAGAUAGGUAGAUCUAUUACUAAACUCUGUUGACUUCAGCACCCCUUGGUGCAUUAUAAGCAAAUGGGGUGAGUCCAAAAAUGGGACAAAACACUUUUUUGUGCUGUUUAUCCAAAGUUGAAGUGCCUGUAAUUCCAGAAUUAUGAAAUAUAUCUUAAUAUCCAGUCAGAUUCUGGAUCAAAACAAACUUUACUUUUUGUAUCUUCAUUCUUAAGACCCUGUAUGGUCAAAUCUCAGAGAUAUGGGGCUCUCAACGUGUCUCCAUUCAUAAAUUGUUAAAUUUGACCCAUUUAUAAUGGUUGAGAACCAAAUGUGGGUCACAUGGUAUAAAACUAAUUUUUCUUGUCCAACAAAACAAAGUUCUGAAGUACAAAUAAUGUUGAAACCAGAAAUGUACCUUUAUGUGUUCACAUUAAAACAAUAAUGUUUUAAUGUGAAUAAAUAGAACUACAGUAGGGUAAAUGUUAAAAUGUACAUUACAUAAUUAAAAAAUAAAACAAAUAUAAAUGUUUGCUUGACUUACGCUGCUAAAUAAGGUGGAAACACAUCAGACUGAAAAGGGUCCAUUGUUUCAUAAAUGCAACAACAUAAAAUAAUGUCAAAUCAAGUAUCUCUUUAAACUUUGACACAUUAUAUCAGAUCUACAAGAUCACAUUCCUUAUUUAAACUGAAUCUUCCAAACUAUUCCAACAUACUGUAUGAAUUGUUUUUACCUUUAGAUGAAUAUGCAAGAAUGUUUUUCCUUUAC